UUUGGUUUAUAGUUUAUUUUAUACUAGUUUGGUUUAUAGUUUAAUUUACUGAGGUCGCAGGUCGACGUUAUAGUUUCAUGUUUAUUUUAUUCACACCAUCGUGAUCGUGCACAUUGUAUUGACGUCGCUCAGUGCGAUUGAUCAAAACUUCAACUUCCAUUGUCAAACGAGAGUUGUAGUGAUAAUGAAACAUCUCCAGUGAAAUAAGGUGAGGUGAAGAGAUAAGUAAGUUAGAUGACUCAUGUCGACGAUUCUUCGUUUUCGUUGACUAGUGAAUCACCUAUACAUACGUUGACGUCAUUCAGAACUCUCCUAAACUGUUGUGUGUAGUUGUGGUUUCAGUUUAAAUAAGUUUGUCUAUAUUCAAUCAAAAUGGACAACGAUUCAAAUAAAACAACUGUACCAUUAUGUAUUAGAAACCUUGAAGAAAGGCUUAAAAACAACAUCGACAAGACACGUUUAGGCCAUGAGUUUGGAGCAGGUGCACCGUGCUUAGUUUGUAAACAGUUAUGCCCUGGACUCGACCUACAUUAUUGGAGAAAUACUUGCAAACUUUGCAAAUGUAAAAAAGAAAUCCAUGACGUAGAUGAGGGUGAAAAUUUAAGAUACCACCUUAUUUUCAACAAUGAAAAUGACAAGAAAACAUCUCUUAGAUCCCUAAUUAAGGAAGAAGACAGGGUCCUGGCCAUCAAGCGGACCAACAACGCAGAAAAACAGAUGAAAUUCGAUUGGAUACCACCUGAGGUUCCUUCAAAUAUCGCCGCUGAUUAUUUGAGCAGCCUCCCUGAGGACAAGUUGCCCGUUACAGGCACAGUUGCAGCAGAAUGUAGGAAAUUGUGCAUCAAGAAACAAUUUCCAAUUCACGACAUUAUACAGAAAUAUGAAGAAAUGCCGAAAACAGAACUGAAAAGAUACUGCACUUUUUUGCAAAAAUUACAACAAAACGCUGGAGUGGGACAAGUUCUACGAGUUACUCACACAAAAAUGCUCCCCUACGCUGAAUAUCCUUUACGAACUAGAGUGGAAGAAAUUAGUGCACCAUUGAGGAAUUUGAAUUUAGGAAUGCAACACCCCGUGAACCCAUUCCCACACAUUUAUACAGUAGAAAAGAAUCUGCAAACAUCGCCAAUGACAGAUAUGAAAAGUCUUGGCAGAACCAUCCCGAUAAUGCCUCCUACAAUUGAUAACGCUUUGACAAAUAAGAUGUGUAAUACUGGUCGAAAGUUUGUAACGUACGCUGGAUGUGAACUUGAAGAUAGCACAAACCAAAACAAUAGUACUGCCUUUGAUGAUGACAGAAGUGGCAUCCUUCCACUCCAGAAAACAACGGUUGAAAAUAGCAAUGCAGAGGGACAAGACGGCCCUAACAUUGGAUUCAAAUCAACCACUCCUAAGCUUAACGAAGGUGGUGAAUUCCCGGACAUAGUUCCAGCACAACCAAGCACAUCCUACAGAGUGGAUAAUGAAAACAACUGCCAAGAGGACAACCCUGUCAGUGAUGUGGCAUCCUCAUGUGUCCUGAACACACAACAUGAUAUUAGGUGUGUCGAGUGCAAGUGUUUCAUAGACGACUCUACAGUUGCCGUAUUCGCUAACAAGAGGAAGACAUAUGAUUUAGCUUGGCACCCUAAGUGUUUUGUCUGUAGUGAGUGCAAAGAAUUGCUUGCUGACCUCAUGUAUGUAUUGGACGAGAAAAACAAAGCAGUCUAUUGUGGGAGGCAUUAUCCCAAAACUCUCAAUAUACACAGAUGCAGCGCUUGCGAUGAGCUGAUCUUCAAUCCACAGUACACCUUUGCCGAAGAUCAAUACUACCAUCUAAACCACUUCUGCUGCAUAGACUGUGACAUUGAGCUUGCAGGCCUAGAGUAUGUGCUCAACGAAGACAACAAAAACCUUCCAACCUGCCUUAAUUGUAUAAAGGACAUUUAUUGUAAGAAAUGCCGCAGGUGUGGAGAUCCUAUAGGCCCCAGAGAACAGGGGCUCAGCCACGAGGGUGUUCACUGGCACCCACGAUGUUUCCAGUGUUCGUCUAAUACAUGCAACAAGCCUUUGUCAGCCAACAGUUUCAUCUUUCAAGGAACAAAGCCUUUCUGCUCGAGGGAAUGUCGUGACCGCAACUGAGAUAUCGUUAUUUUUUCCUACCACUGCAUGGAUAUUAUCACAUUGCCACACCUGUAAACAAUAUGCAAAAUUGUUCAUUUCUGCUCGCUAAAUCAGCUGAUUUCACUGAAGGUUUUUUUCUAUAAAACACUAUCAUCCGAUAAUGCAUGAAUGAAAGUGAAGAAAAAGCCACCAUAACAUAAAUGACAUUUUAUAUAUAACUAAAAAGUUAAUCUGUGAGUAAUGAUAAGUUAAUAAUGGUGGUAGGAAAUUCUUGUAUGCAUUACGAGCACAAACAUUCAUUGCCACUCUAAAAAUGUAUGGCUGCACUCAGCUAAAGCCUUGUGCAACUAUGAUGCACUUUGCGCUCUUAAUAUACAAGCAGCAAUUUGUGCAUUAUGUUUUGUAAUAAAGUCGUAUAGUACUCGUUGAGUCGACACACUUUAAGGCGGCACUUUGGAUAGCCCAGACUGGUUUAAAAUAAAAGUUUCUAAUGGUUGUUUGUAAGUUGUUGGACAAGAGUUUUGAACUGUCAACAUAUUUACUCACCUACACACCAAGACUGUUUUAUAGUUUUAUACAUUCCUUUUGUAUAUUCCUUUAUGUAUUCCUUGUGUUACCAUACCAUAUGCACUUAUGGACUUUUACAAACCAAAUUUACUUUUUAAACUUUAUUUAUUUAAAGUUAGGACAAAGUAUUCCAAGAAUUUAUGUAAUGUUUGAAACUAAUAUUUCUAUAUUUAACAUUUUCAUACUUUCAACUCUUCUCUACGUUUUUCACCUUAACGUUUUCUGCCCAUGUGUUCUUGUAUAAAUAAUAUUCCUACUUAAAAAUGAAAUCAAGAAGGUCCUACUGCAUUCCAUAUUGAAGUGAAAUAUUUAAAAUAUAAGUGAUCUCUAAUGUUUUUAGUAUAUUUCAUCAGUGUUACAACACUCUAUAUAGUCUUAAAAUUUACCUACGUACUUAAAGUUUGUAAUGAUUGUUGAUCAGUUGUUUUGUGGGCUGAAUAGUUAUUUCAUACAUAAUUUUUUAACAAGAGUUUUGAAAAUUUGAAACUUGCCUUAAAACUAAGACUGCUUUACACAUCCCAUGUAUAAAUUCUAUGUUGCCAUAACGCCCAUAACAUGUGUGCUUUUAUAAAUUACAUAUAAUUUUUAAAGUUAAGUUACUUGUUCCAUAUAUACAAAUGUAUAUAACGUUUAAAACUAAUAUUUCUAUUUUUUUCAUACUUUUAAACAGUUUUGUCCUUUAUUUACCUAAAUAGUUAUUUCAACCCAUGUGGUUUGUUCUUGUUUAAAUACCAUCCCUGCCUUAUAGUCUGGAAUUACAUUUAAUAAAACUAUUGUGCUAAUAUUGUUAAGGAAAUUGACAGGAAAGCAAGCUUACCUUUAAAUAAGUCCAUAGAGACACAUAUCAACAACACAAAAGUAUAAAUUUUCGUGGUCACUGACCACUUUUUCAACCACUAGAGAAGUGGUUUAAAGUUUUCUCUAGUGGUUGAAAUAAUGGUCAGUGGCCCGAAAAUGUCCUUAAUAAUUCCUGGCAAAAGCCCUAUAUUUUAAUCAGAUAACCUUAUUGUCCUAGUAUUUAAUUAUAGUCAGAAAAUAUAUCUCAUGGUAAGAUAAAGUUAUUUUUAUUUAUUAGUAAAAAAAAAAUUAAAGUUAAAUUUAAUCUCACAAACUAAAGUCAUGCUUCAUCAUUUCAGCCCUGAAUAAUCUUUUUUUCUGACUAAUAUUGAGAGGAAACAUACUUAUAACACAGCUUUAUUAAAAGUAGUAAACAAGUUAGGCAUAUUGAAGUUUUUGUCACUUAAGUGGUACCAUAAAAUAGAAUAUCUUUAUGAACAUAAACCUUAAAAAGCAAUAACUGUGACAGCAUUUAAAAUCUCACAAUACUUUCGUCAUGCCUUGUGUCGUUUUUGACUUAGUGAUAUAUCAGACGCAGUGCAAGCUUAUCUAGAGAAUUCUAGUAUUGCUUUUAUCUGUCAUCCUUUACAUCGUGCCUAAAUUUGUGGGAUGCACUAAACAAUCCCAUUGAAUACUGACAAUGAUUUUAUAAUAAAUAGUCAACGAUAUAAUGUAUCGCAACUUGAUAAGACUGAAACUUGUAUUAUGGCGUAGCCUCAGUAUCACUAUAAUUGUUAUAAUAGCAUAUUAAGGAGGAUAGCAGCUACCUUACCUUGAAGAAGUGCAGAUAGGCCUUAGAACAAAAAUACAGUUUGUAGUUUUCAAGAGUGUCAUAUAUAGUUAUAGUUUUGGACAAAUGUUUACCUAAAUCGGCAUUAAUUGUUAAUUGAAGUGCCAAAACAUAUUUUUUGACAGUAUAUACUUUUUUAGUAUUUAAGAGUGUAAAAUAAAGUUGUAAUAUUAGACAGCUGUUUUAUCUUAAAACAGCAUUAUUUUCUAUUGGACACAACAUAUUUUUAUAGUCAUUAUAUAUAUUGUAUCAUUAUUGUUUUUUUAUGUAUUUUUAUAAAUUGUUUAUC
Messenger RNA from Macrosteles quadrilineatus (aster leafhopper), 4586 nucleotides. RefSeq names its product testin-like. Gene Ontology annotation, molecular function: zinc ion binding. Lineage: Eukaryota; Metazoa; Arthropoda; Insecta; Hemiptera; Cicadellidae. The record is from RefSeq and is a predicted model, not a curated record. Bases 373 to 2121 code for a protein of 582 amino acids. The transcript has 12 exons.